AUGUGGUCGCCAAAAUUAUUGAAUCGACUCCCAGCUGGAAAAUUUCGUUUAUCCUUGAUUGAUAAGCCAAUGGCGGUUAGUGCCGUAAAAGCGAUUAAUAUCCCAGAUAAUGCUACGGUGAUUGAAAUAAAUUCCGGAUUUCUUACGCAUGCUCUACUUAAACACACCAACGCUAAAAGGAUAAUCGCAUUAGAUAACGAUAAAGAAUGUGUUGAGAAUCUUAUGCGAUUAGCUGAAGAAUCUUCUGGCAGAUUAGAAGUCACGCAAGCUGAGAAUAAUAUUGUUUCAAAGUUUGCAUCAAAUAAACUUGAAAUAAUCUGUUCAUGGUUACAAAAAGAAAAACUUGCUGAUACGCAAGUAUAUCCAUGGGAAGAAGUUCAUCCAUCGUUGGUUUCUAUAUUUCAUCUGCCUGAUAAGAUGAAUGGCGAUUAUUUAUUGAAUCAAAUCAUGCAAGAUUUUUAUAAUCGAUCCGGAUUUCAGGCAUAUGGACGUGUUCGAACAAAUGUGUUCAUGCCUGCGUACUUAUAUGAGAAGAAUAUGGCAAUGUUAGGUGAUAUCAAGCGAUGUAAACAAGGCGUUGUAAUGGAAUCCCUUGCAAAUAUAGAUAUUUUGAGAGUGAUUCCAGAACGUGCAUAUACUCCAAAACUUGACACCACAAGUUCAACCAAAGCUUAA
This is a messenger RNA of Dentiscutata erythropus, 675 nucleotides long. The record is from the annotation of a GenBank genome assembly. Lineage: Eukaryota; Fungi; Glomeromycota; Glomeromycetes; Diversisporales; Gigasporaceae.